Molecule: messenger RNA, 2163 nt
Organism: Xyrauchen texanus (razorback sucker)
Lineage: Eukaryota; Metazoa; Chordata; Actinopteri; Cypriniformes; Catostomidae
Product: bromodomain-containing protein 9-like
Exons: 17
Coding region: 97-2052 (651 amino acids)
Biological process (GO): regulation of transcription by RNA polymerase II
Cellular component (GO): nucleus
Source: RefSeq, a predicted model, not a curated record
CGCCGGAAGUCAACAGUAGCCGCUAGUGUUGUUGUCGUUGUACUGACUCAGAAAUACACACACAUACCUCUAAACACACACAAAUAAAGACAAAUAAUGGGGAAAAAACACAAGAAACACAAACCCGAAUGGAGAACGGUUGAAGGAGAUUAUGUGGACAAGCCUUUAGAGAAGUCCCUGAAGCUGGUGCUCAAGGUGGGCGGCAGUGAAGUGACCGAGCUGUCGGGCUCCGGACAUGACUCCAGUUACUUUGACGACCGCUCAGACCACGAGUGGGAGCGCCACAAAGAAAAGAAAAAGAAGAAGAAGAAGAAAUCGGAGAAAGAAAAGUACUUGGAUGAUGAUGAGAGGAGGAGGAGGAAGGAGGAAAAAAGGAAGAAACGUGAGCGCGAGCAGUCAGAGAACGCUGCUAAUGUGCCAGUGGAGCCUUUCACCCUGGCCAAGCCUGUGGAGGUGGUUGUAGAGGACAGGAAGAGGAAAAGGGAGAAAUUUGAAUCUGAACCAGAGGCCGAUGAGUUUAUCCCUGAAGUGAAAGUGAAAUUGGAAGUGGAUCAACAGGGGUAUCGGCCCGUACGAGCCUGUCGAACUCAACAAGACAAUGAAUCCACUCCUUGCCAGCAGAUCUUGGAUCAUUUCCUGUGUCUGCUGCAGAGGAAAGAUCAACAUGGAUUCUUCGCCUUCCCUGUAACAGACACCAUCGCUCCGGGCUACUUCACUAUUAUCAAACAUCCCAUGGACUUCAGCAAAAUGAAGGACAAAAUCACAGGAAACGAAUACAAAACAAUCACAGAAUUCAAGGCAGACUUCAAGCUGAUGUGUGAUAACGCCAUGAUUUAUAACCGACCAGAGACGGUUUACUACAAGGCUGCAAAGAAACUCCUCCACACAGGCUUCAAAAUGAUGAGCAAAGAGCGGCUGUUAGCUUUGAAGCGCAGCAUGUCUUUCAUGCAGGACAUGGAUUUCUCUCAGCAGGCUGCCAUACUGGGAGACGACGAAAUUGCUCCUGAGGAACCUGUGCCUGAGACCAUUCCCAUCCACACCGAAUAUCCCAAAAAAUCCAAAAAACAGCCCGCCAAAGAGCCUAUAAUCAGUGAUCUAUAUGAACUGGAGGGUAACGCUUGCAGUUUGACGGACAGCACGGCGGAGGAGCACGUGUUGGCACUUGUGGAACAUGCAGCGGAUGAAGCGCAGGAUCGAAUCAACCGGUUGAUGCCAAACUCUAAGAUUGGCUACCUUAAAAAGGACCCAGAAGGUUCGCUGAUAUACACUGUGGUGAAUCAGGAUCCUGAAACAGAGGAGGUAGAGACUCAUGCUGUGGAUUUGAGCUCUUUGGCAAAUAAGCUGAUACCUGGACUCACAUCAUUGGGCUUUAAAGACGACCAAAGACACAAAGUGACGUUCUUGAGCAGUGCGUACAACACUCAAACCCUUCAGAACAACUCAAUUUAUCCUGACCUGAUGCCAGAGGAGAUGGGCACACUGUACUCCGCUUAUGGAGAUGAGACCGGCGUCCAGUGCGCACUCAGUCUGCAGGAGUUUGUGAAGGGUUGUGGGAGUUUCACCAGGAGACUCGUUGAUGAAUUGCUGGAUAAAAUGACCGCUGGUGAUCACUCAAAGGCAGUCACACAAAUCAGACAGAAAAGGAACCUGCCGACGGAUGAUGCCAAGUCUGGUUUAUGUGACAUGCCGGGAGCACAUGGAAGUGCUUUAGAAGCUGGAUCUGUGCUGGAUUUCAUGUCCAUGAAGAGCUACCCAGACAUGUCUUUAGAUCUGCUCAACACGUUAGGAAAAUGUGUGAAGAAGGAGCCGGAUCAUGACGACGGCCAACAGCACUUUGACGACACAGCCAAACUUCUGCAGGAGUUCCAGGAUGCAGCGGUGGACCGGGUCGGAUCCAGACCGUCCUCCAAUCUCUCAUCCCUGUCAAACUCUUCAGAGAGAGACCAGCACCAUUUAGGAAGUCCAGCUCAUCUCGGGGUUGGACAAGACAUGGUUCAGGACCCGUAUGAGUUCCUGCAGUCUCCAGAGCCUGGAUCCACCGCCAACAGCUGAUGAUGUGAAGAUCAGCUGACUUCUGUGCUGUAUAAAGUGCUGUUAGAUGGGUUUAUUGCAUCACGUGUUGUUUGUGAUUUGUUUUCUUUUUAAUAAAAGCUCUCUGUCUGG